Molecule: messenger RNA, 6138 nt
Organism: Morone saxatilis (striped sea-bass)
Lineage: Eukaryota; Metazoa; Chordata; Actinopteri; Moronidae
Gene: tdgf1
Product: teratocarcinoma-derived growth factor 1
Exons: 4
Coding region: 4349-5059 (236 amino acids)
Source: RefSeq, a predicted model, not a curated record
CCACCAUAGUUUCUCCUACACACUUCACAGCCCAUUCUCACAGGCGUCAGUGGUAUUAAGUUGGUUGCAAUCUGCAGCUUCACUGCUAGAUACCACUAAAUACUCCACACUGGACCUUUAAGAUGAUAUAUGCUGACCUAUUUUAGUGAACCGACCCUUUUUAUGUUUUCCAAAGUAACAGUUUUAUGUUGAAUGUGUUUUACAAAUCAGCCACCAGAGGGAGACACAGAGCCAUGUGGUCCAGCUCAGCCUGCAGCUCUGUGGAGCUCUACAGGUUUUCUCUCCAGUGACAACUUUGUAUGACAGUGAAGUUUUACAGCAUGGAUAAAUUCAUUGUUGGUUUUGGACUCUGAAACUGGACAUGUGAAACACAAGUUAAUUACUUUCUACUCUUAUCAAGCUUUUUAGAAGAUUUUUGCUCACAGCCAAUUCUGGAAUAUAUUAUUCAGAUAAAACUACUGACUUGAGAGUCAGUGCUGAGUGUGCUUUAGUCUGGAUCCCCACUGCCAGCAUCAGUCAGGGCAAAGACUUUCACUGUCAUGAUAUAAUGAUAAAGUUGUGCUUUCCUUCAUGGAUCUGUGUCUUCCUCUUCCCCUCUGUGUCCUGCAGCAGUCUGAGAGCUUUCACAUGCAGACUUCCUGUUGUGUUCAGAUCAGGUUUCCCCUCCUGCUGCUGACUAUCCCUGCUGUGUAUUAGCAUGAGAUGAGACUGCAUUGUGAUGCUGCACAGAUUACAAAAUACCCAUUUCCACCUCUGAUUGUCCCUUUGUGGUCAAAGCAGAGGCAGAUUAACCAGAGCUGGGUGGAGGGGGAGGGGGUCAGUCCUGGUGUUAUGCCAGAAGCCAGAGUUGAAGGAUAAACCUGAAAAAGGAACUGUAGGUUUUUUUUUAAAUGGUUGAGAAAUUUCUUUUUCUCACUCGUCCAUUCUACACACACUGAUAAACCUGUUGCUCACUCAGCUUCAGAUCAAUUAACAUGUGAACGUAUUGCACAUUUACUGGCUUUUUUAUGACUAAUAGUUUUUUAGAAUUAAGGGGAAAAAAGGAUAAAAUGGAAAAGAAAACAUAAAAAUAGAGGGACAAAAUAGAGAAAGCACAUAAAAUGAAGUAAUUUGAAAUUACAUCCCAAACCUGCCACAAAAAAGUGAUUGUAAUUCAUUAUUCAAAAAUAUUAUUCAUUAUUCAAUUAUUCAUAUUAUAUUAUGGCUUUUACCUGUCUCCCUUAAAACAAUUAUUGCUGAGAAGUACCACAACAUGUGGAUAUGAGCGCCAUUUUUCUCCAAGAAACAAAAACUACAGUCUGGUGAUGAUCUGGUCCUCCAUGUGCAAAGAAAGAGAUACUGUAGAGACUUAAUGCCAAAAGCCUGUGUAUGUCUCAUGGUUUUCCAUAUGAUUUACGUCUUAUGCUUCAUGUUCUGUAUGGUGCUUGUGAAAGCUGGCAUGUUGAUAAUACAGUUGAUUAUCUUUCAAAAGCAAAGCUAAUAAUUAAAAUAAAAACAAACACAAAGUCCCAAUAUACCUUAUAUUGGUGUCUGGGUGUGACAUAAUGGACAUUGUAUAUGAGUGAGGAAAAAUAACAUACACUUUGAGAGGCAAACUGAGUGGAAACAAUUGAAUCAUUGUGUUCUCAUGAAGAACUGAGUCAUGUUUAACUCAGGAAAGUGACAGGAAGCUGUUUUAGUCAUAGUUUUGAAAGUCUCUCUUUUUUGAUUAGUUGGAGACUUUUCAAAUGUUGUUCAUUUAGUUAGUCAAUCAAAUCUAAUUUCUGCAAAUUGUAUCUGAAUGGAGCUGUUCUUGUCUCUUAGAAAUUUGGAAAUAACUUUUUUUCUAAUUUUUCUAUUUUCUUUGUAAUUAGUACAAAAUUAUAUUCCAGAAAACUUCUUAGGGAAAUAAUUAGAAACUUAUUGAGCCAUAAAAUAGAGCAUUACUAUUUUAUUUCUCAACAUAAAGACUAAUCGCUGUUUUAAAUCCCUUUGCAUGCUACAAGGAAUCUGUCAUUAAUUUAUUGAUGUAUUUAUUUAGUUGGCAUUAAAGGACUAGUGUGUAGGAUUUGGCAGUGAAGUUGCAACAAUUUGAAUACAUUACAUUGAAUACAAUUUGCCUUCCUAGCAUGCAGAAGAAACUAAGGUGGCUGCAAAGCUAGUGAAAAAACAGGAAAGCCCUUAGAGCCAGUGUGGUUUGUCCAUUCUGGGAAAUGGCUCAUUCUAAGGUAACAAAAACACAAGAAUUCCUAUAUUGAGGUGAUUAUACACUAAACAGGAGAGAGAGGUAAGUCUUUGUCACAUUAUAUUGUAAUUAUAUUGUACACUGUUACAAUAUGAGGUAGAAGAUGGACUGUAUGUAUAAAGGAAAAAUGAAUAACAGAAGAAUAAAGCUUCUUGUUGUUGUCUGCAGAGGAGAAGGAGGGGUGUGUUCCUUAAAGGUGGAUUUCCUUUCAGCAGCAGGCUCAUUAACAUGUGAAGGCAGGGCUGGAUGGGCGAGCGAAGUAACCAUACAUGUGUAUGAAGAGAGGGAGGGGGGUCAGUGAGAGAGACAGAGAGGGGAGGUGGAAGGUGAGAAAGAGGGAGAGGAGAUCAGAGAGGUUUUCCAAGUACAAGCAAAAGAAACAUUUGAAGAAAAGUCCACAUUUCCUCAUAAAGCACAGGGAAUGUGACAUUUGUCAGCUGAGUUAUAUUUCAGUCUCUGUUCUUCUAUUUAUAUAUACAAAUACUGUUAUUAUGAGAUUUUCUUGUUUUUAUAAAUAACACUGCACUUUCAUUCUUUGCACUGAAGGGUUUAGGAGAAUAAAAGCCCCACAAAAAGGUUGCUGUAAAUAGAGACAUUCACCAGGAGCUGGAUGCCAGUGAGUUAUUGUAUAUUUAUAUUUGAUAUUUUUAUUUAAUUUUCGGUAUUACAAGCAUAUUGUCCAGUGAAAACAAUGUAUCGCCAGAUAUUUUUUUUAAAUUUGAACUAAAUAUUCCUUAAUUGAUUAGAAAAUGCUGUCAACAAGGCUACUAGCUGAAGAAUUAGCUACAUGCCUUUUAUAGGAAAUCGACAAUAUGUUUUUCAAAUGCACAUUAUUUAUAAUAUCUGCAGGCUUUUAAUUAAAAAUCUCCAAAAUCUCCAAAACUCAUUUUAUUUAGGUAUUUUGGGAUAGUUUCCAUCAUUGUGGAUUCAGACAGACAGACGGACGGAAACGGAGAGCGAUCGGGAGUGGGCGGGGCUUACGGGCCCCUCCCCCUGCCUGAGAGUCACCUGGAGAGCAGAAAGAAGCUGCGGGGGCCACAGACAGCCGCUGCAGGAGGACUCACUGCUUCAUGUGUUUGCGUUUCAUGAAGCUUUUUUCAGUCUCUUUUUUUUAUCACUGAAGGGUUAAAGUGAGCUCACUCCGGAUGAGAACUUUAUUUAUGGACACUUUGACCUUCCCCUGACAGGAAACAGCAAACACUGACGAGUCUGCGUUUGUAUCGUUUUGGAAAUAUUUGGUAGUUUUGGUUGUGUUUAUCCAGGACUACUUUACUGCUACUUUUACUGUGAAGGAAAAGGUACAAUGAGUCGGACGCAGCUGCUCAGGUGAGUCUGAGGAUCAGAUGGAUCUAAAUGAGACUAAUAUCAUGUUUUUUUUUUAAGUUUUAAGUUUUGAGUGUCCCUGAUAAUAAAGUGUGUUUUAUCUGUUUGGAUGUUGCAGGAUCGCGUUGUGCGCAGUGAUCUGUUUCUCUGCUGAUGCUCUGCCUUCUUCAGGUCUGUUUCACACAAUUCAGUUCAAUGCAAAGAGCCUUUAUUGGCAUGGAAUCAGACGUUUACUGACUUACUUACUGUCAAAGCAAGUGUAAAAUUACGUAUAUACAGAUUAGUAAGGUAAAAAGUAAAUAAUAAUAAUUAUAAUAAACUUAAAAUUAAGUAGAAGAACUAAAAAAGGAGACUUGUAGUGCAACAACAAAUACAACACAGUUCUGUUCUCACUGCUGAUCCGGAUUUCUUUUGUGUUUGAGAAACAUUUGAAUAUAUUUGAGUUCAUGUGAGCUGUUUUGUUUUUGUCACAUUAUUUCAGUAGGAUAGUAAGUAAGUAGUAAGAUUACAUAAUUCAGUCCUCAUAAUUAAAAAAUGUUGUAAAUUAUAAGAUAAUUUGCAGUCAUUUGUGGGCCAUUGUUGUCUUUUAUCCGAACAUGGAAAUGAAGAGAGUAAUGUUCUGUGAUCCAUUUAGUGACUUACAGUAGUGUAGUGUAAGUAGUGUGCAGAAUGAUUUGCACUGCAACAAUUAUGUCACCUUGAUGCAAUAUAACACAGACUUGCUCACAAAAGUCUACUCAUUGACUUACAUGACAAUGUAUAAAAAGUCUAAGUUUAAAUCAAACAGUUGAACACAACAGCAUGAAUAGUAAGCUGUGGUGUGAGGUAUUAGAUAGUUGUAGUAAAUGGGCCAAAACAUACAAAACUACUGGUACAGUUGCAGGUGAGCAGAGUAAAGAGAGGGCAGCAGACGUGUUCUCACACAGUGAUGGUUUUCCAGAUUCUGACUUUACCUUUUUUUCCUUUUCAGGCUGUGAAGGAGAUGAGUGCAGCACAGACCAGACCUCCUAUUCAUCGCCCCCCUCCUCCUCUUCUAUCUCACCCUCUCUGGUGGUGAAAUCCCAGCAGCCGUCAGAGGACUUCCUGGCUCAGUUUACCCGAGUGAGCUCAUCAAACAGCGGGGACCGUAAACACCGUGACGCCAGUGCCGUCCUGCCCUUCAUCGGCCUCACAGGCAGUGCUGAGCAGAGUCGGAGCUGCUGUAAGAACGGAGGAACUUGCAUCCUGGGCAGCUUCUGUGCGUGCCCUCCAUUCUUCACGGGGAGGAGCUGCGAGUACGACCAGCGAAUCAGGAGCUGUGGUUCCAUUCCUCAUGGCGAGUGGGUUCAGAAAGGAUGCUCCUACUGUCGCUGUGGUUACGGUGUCCUACACUGCUUCCCCCACGUCUUCCAUAAAGACUGCGAUGACUCGGAGGAGGUGCGUUGGUAUCGUUCGUCGGCUGUCAGGACAGUUCGGACCGGCUGUUUCCUGUAUCUGACACUGUUUCUUCCUCUGCUUCUCCUCCUCCUCUGAUGUUUUUUUCCAAAGUGGAUGCUGGACACAAACACCACAAUUUAUGUGAAAAACUAUGCUAAGAUUUCUCAUGCUGCUGCUUCAUGACUAAAGAUCCGUUUCCAGAUACAAUCAGAUCUUGAUAAGCUUUAAAAAAUAUUUAUUGUAUUUUGUCCAAAUGCUACAGUAGUGAAGGAGUCAAAUAUUGGUUCAAAACUGGAAAUCAGGAGUUGUGAAGACAUGGUACAUGCUUACAGUCUUUAAAAACAAAAUUUCUUGACUUUUAAACUCUGCAGUUGGACUGGGUUGUGGUUUAGGGGGACCUACUGUGAUGUUAUAGUUUAUGGGGACAUACUGGUGGUCUUUGGCACUAAACUGAGCUAUUCAUUGUUGCCUAUGAAAUGGCAGCAAUUAAACCUUUUGAGGACUGUAGGUUAAAUGAUAAUACACCACUUACAUUUCAUGAGUUCAGUACACACAGUUGACCAGUUUCUUCAAAGAAUGAAAACAAUUCUGGUAGUACAUCUGAACUAACUACAUUCCCCCAAUUCAGUUCCACUUGUUUUAAGACAUUUUGAGAAAUGAGUGUAAAUAUAUUUAAAAUCGAUCACUCCAUUGACAGAUUUGAACAUUUGAGGAUUCAGUAUUGACUUAAAAAUAUUACAAUGUGGAUUUUAAUUAAAACCAUAGAAGGCAACAGAUGCGAAAUAAUAAUGAUUACAGCAGGGUAUUUAUCUAUUUAUAACGUCAUGCGCAGUCCCUCUAAAAAAGUGAAUCAGCAGUUUAACAGUGAACGCAGCAGCGAGUGUGUGUGUCUCUGAUUCCUAAAGCUUAUCCUUCCAGUGGAAGGUCGUCUGUGUGUCUACGAUGUCUUGAAGAACAAAAUGUAUGUGAAGGAAGCUGUACAUAAGAUUUUUAUGAAAUGUAUGUUUUUUUUUGUCAUUUUAGGAUCUGUGGCUCAAUGUGAUUUUUUUUCUUUGUAAAAGAAGAUGCAGAGUUUCUCGUUUUUAAAUUUGUGUCUUCUGUCUGUUUGCACAAACUAUGAGCUUAUGGGACAUUUUGUCUCUUUGAAUAAACAUGUAUUGAUUAUGUGUUUACAA